Glycine soja is the source of this 1899-nucleotide messenger RNA. RefSeq names its product pectinesterase. Gene Ontology annotation, molecular function: pectinesterase activity; pectinesterase inhibitor activity. NCBI's taxonomy places the organism in Eukaryota, Viridiplantae, Streptophyta, Magnoliopsida, Fabales, Fabaceae. Gene Ontology annotation, biological process: cell wall modification. The transcript has 3 exons. The coding region runs from base 37 to 1689 and encodes 550 amino acids. The record is from RefSeq and is a predicted model, not a curated record.
UCAAAUUUGUCAAAUAAGGGAUAUUCUUUAAUCAGAAUGAUGGAUAAAAUCCACCAUUGUUGUUCUUUUCUUAAUAGGGGAAUGAGAACACAAGAAUUGGUGGUAACCUUUUUAGUAUUGGGAUGUGCACUGACGUGGGUCUCCAUGUCUGAUGCACUUGUUGGUGGUCAUCAAGAGCAUGCUCACAAUGAAUGCAAUCUUACAAGAUAUCCCAAUCUAUGUGCUGAAACCUUAAUGGAAUUGGGUUUAGGGAAUCAAAAUGUUGACAACAAUAUUGAGGCUCUUGUUAACAAAACCAUAUUUGAAACCAGCUUGCCAAGUUCAUAUUUUGCUGAAUUCAAGACUGGGGAAGCUCAACCAGUUCAUUCAGUUGUUGCAGACUAUUGUGAAGAGCUAAUGAGCAUGUCACUGAAAAGGCUAGACCAAUCCUUGAGAGCACUGAAAUCCCCUAAAAGAAACACCAAUGACAUCCAAACAUGGCUAAGUGCUUCUCUAACUUUCCAACAAUCUUGCAAAGACCAUGUUCAUGCACACACCUCAACACUCUCUACAGAUGAUCACCUUAUGGAAAGGAUGUCCAACAAAAUGGACUAUCUCUCACAAUUGGGAAGCAACUCAUUAGCCCUUGUUAACCAAAUGAGCACAACAACAAGCCACAAUAUUGGUGAUAAUAAUAAUGAAAAGGAACAUGAAUUUCCCAUUUGGGUAUCAUCCAAAGGACGAAAACUGCUUCAAGGAGCAACCAUAAAGGCAAAUGCAAUAGUUGCGCAAGAUGGUUCAGGAAACUACAAAACAGUUUCUGAAGCCAUCGAGGCAGCUUCAGGAACAACAAGGUUUGUGAUUUAUGUUAAGGAAGGGGUUUAUAAGGAGAAGAUUAACACCAACAAGGAUGGUAUCACCUUGAUUGGAGAUGGAAAAUACUCUACUCUUAUUGUUGGAGAUGACAGUGUUGCCAAGGGUGCUAUCUUACCUGACUCCGCCACAUUUACAAUCACAGGCGAUGGCUUCAUUGCGCGAGACAUCGGCUUCCACAACAAUGCGGGCCCCGAGGGCCAGCAGGCCGUAGCCCUAAACAUAGCCUCCGACCGCUCCGUCUUUUACAGAUGCAGUAUAGCAGGCUACCAGGACACCCUCUACGCCCACGUCCUCCGCCAGUUCUACCGAGAAUGUGAUAUCUAUGGCACAAUCGACUUCAUCUUUGGAAACGCUGCCGCGGUCUUCCAGCGCUGCAGCCUCGUCCUCCGCCGCCCCCACGGCCACGCCAGCUACAACGCCGUCCUGGCCAACGGCCGAACCGACCCGGGCCAGAACACCGGCUUCUCCGUCCACAAGUGCACUAUAUCGCCGAGCUCCGAACUCUCCUCGGUGAAGGGCUCUUAUCUUUCUUUUCUUGGGAGGCCCUGGAAGGAGUAUUCUAGGGCUGUGGUGAUGGAGAGCAGCAUAGACGACGCCGUUGCUGCUAGUGGCUGGAUCGAGUGGCCUGGGUAUGGAGGGUCUGUGUUGAGGACUUUGUAUUUUGCCGAGUAUGGGAAUGAAGGUGCCGGCGCUGGAACUAGCAAGAGGGUGCAUUGGCCUGGGUUUCGUGUUCUUGAGGCUGAAGAAGCUCUUAAGUUCACUGUUGCUGGUUUUAUCGGUGGAAACUCGUGGAUUCCCUCCACUGGAGUUGCUUUCAUUUCGGGGCUUAAUUAAUUGAGUGUGUAGCUAUAUUAGGAAAAUAAAUAAAGUAUUAAAGAAUUUGUUUUUAUUAGUAGUUGUAUUAUUAUUUUUUAUCAUUAAUAGUUGCAUUUAUGUAAACAGAAAUAAAGUACAAGCUAGAAAGUAAUAUACUUGUCUCCAAUAAAGGGUUGUACUUGUCGUAUACUUCCUCCAUUUUAAAUUGAUUGAUAUUUUAGCAUUUAA